Messenger RNA from Verticillium nonalfalfae, 912 nucleotides. RefSeq lists its product as uncharacterized. Bases 1 to 912 code for a protein of 303 amino acids. NCBI's taxonomy places the organism in Eukaryota, Fungi, Ascomycota, Sordariomycetes, Glomerellales, Plectosphaerellaceae. Gene Ontology annotation, molecular function: oxidoreductase activity. The record is from RefSeq and is a predicted model, not a curated record. The transcript has 2 exons.
AUGCCUGCCAUCAAGAAUGUCGCUCACGCCGGCGCCGUCGGUGCUCUCGGUGAGCCUGUCCUCACAGAGCUCGUCAACGCUGGCUUCAACGUGACCGUCCUCACCAGAGCUGCCGGCAAGGUGCCUGCAGGCUUCGCGGACAAGGUUAAGGAGGCUGUCGUCGACUACAACGACCCCGCCUCCCUGAAGUCCGCGCUAGCUGGUAUCGACGCCGUCGUCUCCACCCUCGGCGCCCCCGCGGUGGGUGACGCCCAGCGCAGCCUUGUUGACGCGUCGGUCGAGGCCGGCGUCCAGCGCUUCAUCCCGUCCAACUUUGGCUGCGAUCAGCAGAAUGCCCUGGCGCGCCAGCUUCCUGUCUUCGCCGAGAAGGUCAAGACGGAAGACUACCUCGUUGAGAAGGCCAAGAACACCCCUCUCUCCUACACAUUCGUCUACAACAACCUCUUCCUCGACUGGGGCAUCACCUACGGCAGCCUGCUCAACGUCAAGGAGAAGACUGUCAACCAGUACAACGGAGGCAAGCUGGCUAUUAGCGUCACCCGCCUGGAGACGGUCGGCAAGGCUGUUGUCGGAGUCCUGAAGAACCCCGAGGCAACGGCGAACCGCAGCGUGCGCAUCGAGGACGCCAAGGUCUCCUACAGCCAGAUUGCCGAGUGGGCGCAAGAGGCUAUCCCAGGCAGCUGGAGCACCCCCGAAGUCGACAGCAACGAGCUCAAGGCCAAGGCGGACGAAGCUCUCGGCAAGGGUGUCUUUGACGGUUGGGUCUGGUUCAACUACAUUCUGCAGGGCGCCACCAACGAGUCGUACGGCCCUAACUUCCAGAAUGUCGACAAUGAGGUUCUUGGUCUCAAGGGUCUCUCUGGGCAGGAGCUGGAGGAAUAUGUGAAGACUGCCAUCAAGCAGAACGCUUAA